AUGGACCAAACAGACACCUUUGAUCCUGAACUUUGUGCGAAACUGCAUAAUGAGAUCUUGGAGAUAGGCUGGGAGGCUGCGUAUCAUGAACUCGGCUUUGAGCAGGCUGCUCCCAGCACCUGGUGGGAUCGCCAUGGGGAAGAGUGCGAGACGUCUGGAGUCGCUGCACGACUGACUCCCCAAGUCAUUCAGUUUCUCAAAUUGGCCCGAGAGAUUGAGCCCCAACUCUGCAACUUUGAGACUGGCUAUGCCAACUUUUUCUACUAUAUUUCGGGCCUUGCGCCACCUUCAGAGUUGCUCGUUGACGAAGCGAUGUUUGGAAGUGGAAUCAUACGUCUGUAUUAUGUCACGGGCCUGGAAAGUCAUCCCUUUGGCGUCAUUCUCAACCAGAAUACUUUUAGGGUACAGGCAGUAUAUUCGUUGACAAUGCAUGAUGAACAAACGCCCUGGAUAUCUCUGCAAUCUCUCCUGGGUGGAUAUUUGGACAUGAUCCGACUCGGAAAGAUCACCGCGGGCGAGGAAGAGUCUGACUCUGACGAGAAGCCCCAACGCCCAUGGGUGCUCCAUUCGCACAGUGAACAAGUCUUGGAUCGAACUGUUGAGGCUUUCGCAAGCCUACUCAAAGCUAUUCAGGACCGAAUGCCUAGCGUUGAGUCGAUUUCGGAUGACAUUCCUGCGAAAGCGCAAGCCAUUGAUCAAGCUAUAUCAUUAUUAUUCCCCACGACACGAGCCACAUUCGUAUUCAAGCUUCUUAGGAAGAUUCGGGAUCUUGUAGCUUCCGCUUCGCCGCACUUACGGUUCAUUGCACCUGGAAUACGUAUCCUAAACUCGGACGAUCUGAUGAAGCAGCCGUACCAAAAGAUUGACUUUCACAAAAGCAUCUACAACAAUCCUAUACUCAUUCUUCCAGCCGAGGAAAGCGAUGGUACAAAGGCCGUGACUCCUCGAUUUGAUCACUAUCGCAAUCCAUUUCCCAGACCAUACUCUAAUGCUCGAUCAUUAUACGACUGUGGCCUUUGGAUUAGUGAGUCCCGGUUUGAUUCAGCCGAGUUCGACGACCAAUGCCGCCUGGUGCUGCCCCAGUCCGCCACUGGUAGCUUGGAUACAGAUGCCGUUCACUAUGCGCGGAGUACGGAUGGUGUCCUUUUGGACAGUCGAGACGGACCGGGCUUCAACACCGGGCUUUAUCAGACAAAGGUCAACCCGUUCAUCUCUCGCAACCACGAUGUGGAGUUGUUCCGUGUGCUGGAGAACUGGGUGGAACUGGUUGAAAGCGGAGUUUGGCAGGUUGACGAAAAUGGAGUUGCAGGAGGAAUAGAGAAAUGGCGGGAAGCUGACAGAGACGAGGAGAAGAGUCUUAAGUAUAGGAUCCCCCUGACAUGGUAG
This is a messenger RNA of Pestalotiopsis fici W106-1, 1386 nucleotides long. RefSeq lists its product as uncharacterized. The record is from RefSeq and is a predicted model, not a curated record. The coding region runs from base 1 to 1386 and encodes 461 amino acids. NCBI's taxonomy places the organism in Eukaryota, Fungi, Ascomycota, Sordariomycetes, Amphisphaeriales, Sporocadaceae. The transcript has 4 exons.